This is a messenger RNA of Lucilia cuprina (Australian sheep blowfly), 2655 nucleotides long. It is a transcript of the gene cue, whose product is annotated as protein cueball. Bases 428 to 2296 code for a protein of 622 amino acids. NCBI's taxonomy places the organism in Eukaryota, Metazoa, Arthropoda, Insecta, Diptera, Calliphoridae. The transcript has 4 exons. The record is from RefSeq and is a predicted model, not a curated record.
UUUUGAGGUUGGUAGUGAUUGAUAUAAACUCGUCAGGUUCGUUUCGUGUGUUUGAUUCCUACAUUGUUUAGGCAUUUUAAUAUACCAUAUUUAGUCGUUAAAUAAGAAAAAUUUGUUAAAGUUAACCAUUAAUUAACCAACGUGCCGCAUGGUAAAAGUAAAUAAAAAUACGAACGGAUAUCAUUCGCUCAAAUAUUAAAAAAAAAUAAAACAACAAAAUUAUAAAAAUAAAAUAUAAAGGUCAUUUUAGUGUAAAUUAAUUUAUGUAUAAUAAAGUGAAAGAGAAGUGAAAAGAAAUUUUUGUAUAUAUUUUAAAUUAAAAAAAAGCAAAGUGUAAAUUUUGCUUGAAAAAUAAAGCAAAAUAUAAGAAAAGAAUUAAAAGCAAAUUGAAGUAAAUGUUUAAACGUGUAUAUAAAAUCCAGUAAUUAUGUUAAAAAUGUUGAAAUUUUCUAUAUUUUUAAUGAUUCUUUAUGCACACUAUGCACAGUGUCUGUGGGAUUUUGCUGUAACCGCCAAAACAAAAAUUGUAUUUUAUGAUGAACAUUGGCGAGAGAUCACCACGUCUGCACAUCAGUUUGAUCAGUUAUCGGCAAUUGGUUUUGAUGAAACCGAAGAAAUUGUUUAUUUUGCCGAUCGUAUGCAUAAUAAUGGCAGCAUAUUCUCACUCAAAAUACCCACAGAACAAAAUGAUCAACAUAUUAUUGAGAAAAUAGUGCAACGUACGCAAAAAGAAAUAAUUACUGGUAUAGCUUAUGAUCCGCUCAAUCGUAAUGUUUAUUGGGUUGAUCAAUUAAAUCGUAAAAUUCAUUUUAUCUCUAUCGAUGCCCAGGAAAACGAUAUUCCUAAAACGUUGUUGGAUUUUUCAACCGAAGAAUCGGUGCCGGAUGGCAUAGCUGUUGAUAUUUGCCGCCGUAAGAUCUAUUGGACAAAUUCUAAUUUCCAUAAUGCUUCCAUAGAACGUAUGGACUUAAAUGGUGACAAUCGUGAAGUUAUCGUUAGUAAAGAUCUUUAUUUACCACGUGGUAUAGUGGUAGAUCAAUUGUCGGAUCGUAUAUUUUGGGUAGUCGAUCAACAGGGCAUGCAUUUUACUGUUGAAAGUGCCCGUUUGGAUGGUAGCGAUCGUGAGAUAAUUGUUAAGGGUCUAGAUAGUACACCCUCCAAUUUGGCGGUAACAAAAGAUUUAAUAUUCUGGACUGAUCGCAGACAUAAUGCGGUAUGGACGCACGUUAAACAGCCUAGCAAGAAGAUAAAUCAAACGGAGGAACAAUACGAAGAAACCACUAAACCACAAAUUGUUCUUAAACUCACCGAAACACCCAGUGGCAUUGUGUCACGUUCACGUUACAUGACAACGCUGCAAAACGAUCAACACUGUUCGGGAGUGGUGAAUAAAAUCAAGCAUCAUCUUUUAAAUAGCCCGCAAACAACAGUCAUACGCAACAUCACCGAGCAGCUUGUAGCAAAGCCAGACUAUUGUCUGAACGGUGGUGAAUAUAUACCACAAAGUGGCAUUUGUAUAUGUAAAAUUGGUUUCAAAGGUGCACGCUGUGAAACGAGCGAGUGUCAUAAUUAUUGUGUACAUGGUACCUGCACCAUUUCCUCAUCCUCUUUUCCCAAGUGUGCUUGUCAACGUGGUUUCUAUGGCGAACGCUGUCAGGCUUAUCGUUGUUCUGGCUACUGUUUCAACGAAGGCGUUUGUAAAAUCGAAAGCAAUGGUGAACCAUCGUGUGAGUGUCCGGAUAAUUUCGAUGGUCAACGUUGCGAGUUGAAUUCAACAGAGAUAUGUUCGCUGUAUUGUAGAAUUUUAAAACAUGAACCGGAUGCGUAUGCUCCAUUUGGUUGUCAUGAUAUUUGCGAAGAAUUGGCCUCAGAAAGUGAACAGGCUGCUCAGAUGUAUGCCAUACCCACCUACAAACAUUUAGAGGUGUGUCGCAAUCAAGUUACCUGGACUAACACCCUAAUCAUAGCACUUGUAGCGGGAGUUGUAUUAUGCUUAUCAUUAGUACUUUUAAUUGUACAUGGUGUCAGACGUUUCUAUAAACCCGCCAGACCAAGAAUAAAGAAAACUUUUGUGGUGCGUAGACAACCAGCAUCUGCCUCCGAUACACCACUAACCAAUCGACCUAUGGCUACUGAACAAUGUGAAAUAACUAUAGAAAAUUGUUGUAAUAUGAACUAUUGUGAUACGCCUUGUUUUGAUCCCAAAUUGGUGCAACAAACUUUAGCGCGUGAUAGUCCUAAUACCAAAGAAGAUAAAAAAGUUUUAAUACACAAUAUGGAAGAUGAUUUAUAUUGAAAUGAAGGAUGAAGGAAGAAGAAGGAUGAGGCUGUUAAAAAAAAAUAAAAUCAACUAUAAAGCAAAUAAGUUUUUGGCGUCCAUAAACCAAUUACACAUUAAAAAAACGAGGCCUUAAAUCAAUGAAAAAAUCACAGCCAUAUAGUUUUUUUUUAAUUAAAUGGCAGUUUAUUAAGUACUUAUAUUACUUAUAUAUUUAUGCUCAAACUAUUUUCGAAAGUAAGGCUUUAUUCUUUAACAUAAAUUAAUGAAUUAAAUUGGUAUUUGUUAUACCCUACACCACUAUAGUGGGGAGUGUGUUAUGCGUUUAUGCUGAAGUUUGUAACACCCAAAAAUAUUGGUCCUAGACCCACCUUAAA